AUGCCACUGUCAGAUGCCUUACCCUUGUUUACUAACAUAAUAGACCCUGAAGAGCUCAACCACAAUUUCUUUGCACUUCCAAGGCUCGAAGAACACUACAAUGGGACCAAUGCUCCAGCUUCAUGGGAUGCAACUUCAAUUGCUCAACCAUCAAUCGUACCUGCUUUGAUCAGCAAGAAGAGAAAUGCAGAAACUGCUGGACUCACUCAGCCAAAAGCUGUCAAGAAAACGGCUACUAUCGUUACACAAAAACGCCAAGCAAAUGCCAAGGGUACGAUGUAUAAUGACAUGACGAUCUGCAAACUUAAAUUCAAUUCAGACACUAAAAAGAACCUAAAAAUUAGAGACUACAAGAAGAGAGAUAAAGAAUGGAGAAAGAUAGUCGCAGAAAAAGAUCGCGUAAUUGAAGAGGCACUCAACUUGAUGAGAAUGAAUCUCAGUUUGAUGAGAGAGACCUUUUAUUGA
Molecule: messenger RNA, 465 nt
Organism: Wallemia mellicola CBS 633.66
Lineage: Eukaryota; Fungi; Basidiomycota; Wallemiomycetes; Wallemiales; Wallemiaceae
Exons: 2
Coding region: 1-465 (154 amino acids)
Source: RefSeq, a predicted model, not a curated record